This is a messenger RNA of Spirometra erinaceieuropaei, 246 nucleotides long. The record is from the annotation of a GenBank genome assembly. Lineage: Eukaryota; Metazoa; Platyhelminthes; Cestoda; Diphyllobothriidea; Diphyllobothriidae.
AUGCUGCCGCUCACUAAUGUGCUUUCCCGUCUGAGAGGUCUCCUCGAGCUUUCUGGUGAGGCACUUACUACUUUCGAGAGAAUCAAGGCUUCCCUCGCUGACGCUACCAUGCUCACGCAUCCCGCUCUCGAAGCUUCGCCGCCCCUCGUGGUUGAGGCUUCAACCGUUGCCGUGGGCACAGUCCUUCAGCAACAUAUUGUUGGUUUGACCCGGCCUUUGGCCUUCUCCAAGAAACUCGCCGAUUGA